Molecule: messenger RNA, 777 nt
Organism: Glarea lozoyensis ATCC 20868
Lineage: Eukaryota; Fungi; Ascomycota; Leotiomycetes; Helotiales; Helotiaceae
Exons: 1
Coding region: 1-777 (258 amino acids)
Source: RefSeq, a predicted model, not a curated record
AUGGCACCUCCUCAGCCUCAACCCCGCCAACAUCGCCAGGCCGAACCUACCCAACGCAUCGUCACCUUAACCAUAACCCGCGACUCAACAGUCUACACAACCAUUAUCCCCCUCGGCUCCUCCCCCACAACCAUUCCCAUCCAACAAUCUCCCAUCUCCGUCCCCACUUCCCCUACAACCACUCCUACCGCCGCCCUCAUCACCCCCGUCGGCGAAUCCAGCAACCGCGGCACCGUCGCCGGCGCCGUAAUCGGCAGCGUCGUCGGUUUCCUGUUCCUCUUCUGGUUCCUCUGGAAAUGCAGACCGUAUUAUCGGUUCUGGGAUACGAGGGAUACGAUCAGUUAUAGCUCGUAUGACAGUGAGAGUUAUUAUUCUCCCGGCCCGCCGCCGAUGAGACAGAGGGGUGGCGGCGGGGAGUGGGGAGGGAGGGGGAUUAGGUAUCCCGAGCGGACGUGGAGGAGGGGGCGUGAUGAGAGUUGGGAGGGGAGGAGUGGAAGGGGGAGUGAUGGGAGGAGUAGACGGGGAAGUGAGCGCGGGGUGGGGAUUGAGGGGUGGACUAGGCCUAGGCAGAGGGGGAGGAGGGGGAGGGUGUUUGAUUGGGUUGUUUGGGGAUGGAGGGGGAGGCCGAGAUGGAGGAGAGAUAGAAGGGCGUGGAGUGGUAGGAGGACGUGGAGGGAUAGGAGUCGUAGUUGGAGUGCGCCGCCUAGGGAUCGGAAGAGGAGGGGGGUGGAGGCUUGGAGUGGGAUGAAGUAUAAACCUGGCACUGUUGAUGAUUGA